AUGUUCAACAGGAGCGGUAAUGUUAAUUGCAGUCACAUGUUCAGGGACGAUAAUCCCCCUUCUUGGAUGAACGUGUUCUGGCAGUGCAUGUCCCUAGUGCUGGUGGGUGAGAGUGUUCUCACCGUCUACGUCAUCAGGAGAUGCCCCAAAAUGAGACAAAAGACAUCAACGAAGCUUGUCACUAACCUGGCCGUCAGUGGAGGCUUGUGUGGCUGUCUCGUCUUCAUCUUGACCAUAACUAGACUGAUGCACAGGCUGAGAGAAGCGACGGUGUGGUGCAUCAUCAUCCUCCCACGUUACUUACACAUCGUCUCCGUCCUCUGCCUCUCCUGUCUGGCUCUCGAUCGCUACUUGGCCAUCUGUUGGCCACUGCGGUACAACGAUCUACUGACGGACUCCCGCUGCAAGGUUCUGGUCUUGGGCUGCUGGGCUGUGCCGGUGUUAACGUUCAUCGUACUACUCCCAAGUACCAAGUUCAGCUGUUUCCAUCCCUCACCGUUCCUCACAGGGUACUUGACUGUGUUCACCGUGGCGUCCCUGGCGGUGGUGCUGAUGUACGUACUGAUGGCGCGAGAGUUCCGGCGGCGUCGACAUGAGAUGGAACAUGCCAACAAAACUAUGGAGGAGGACAACCGCCGCAUCAGAGUGAAGACAGCCAUUGAUGUCCUCAUUAUCGUUUUCCUUAAGUUGCUCUUGGCUGUCCCUGAUGUGAUAGUGAACCUACUGAGGGUGGUGCAGGUGAUAGAGUGGGACUACACCUAUGUCUUCGCUCCGCUGUUGAUGCUGCUCCACGAGAUGAUCUGCCUUCCCCUCAUUUCCUGGAGAAAUGCAGACUUCCGCGCCGCCCUCUACUCCAGCUGCCGCACCUUCAGGAAGACGUGUUGCCCACGACACGCCGCCAAAGCUCCCAGUGACAGUGAUUCAUCAAAGAAUAUUAAAUUGGUCACCAGAGACAGCCAGAUCUCUAAUAACGUUUCUCAGGUCACCCAAGCCAGCGAACUCUCUAAAGAUAUUUUCCAGACCGCCCAAGAAAGUCAUCUCUCAGAUACCAUUUCCUAGUUCACUCAAGACAACGAGCCAGAUGAAGAUAUUUCCAAGUUCAUCCCAAGGUCGUCAGCUUUCUGAAGAUAUUCCCCAGUUCUCCCAACGCAGUUAUCCAAGGACUAGCAAGGGUUGACUUGAACAUCUGCCUUUGUGAAGAAGAUAUUUGCUCCGGAAAUACGACGCAGAAGGAAUUGCGUGAUGGAAAUAUUCUGAGCUGUACACAAUAUUAGUGAAUCAUUUUACUGUAGACUCUUGUGUGUACGUGUAUAAUAUGUAUAAAUAUGUGUUUGUGUGUACAUAUCACCAGCAAAUUAACACGUGGUGUGAUAACGUAUAACCAGGAAGGAAAAUGGCAAAAAUGAAAUACAUGAGCUUCAUUGUGCCAAUUUUAGCACAUCGUUAAAAAUAAAUUUUUAGUGAGACCAAUCACAAAAUUAGAUGGGAUAAUUCUUGUAUAAUUUAUCCCCAACGCUGUGGUUCUAAAAGGGAAAAUAAUAGAAUUUACUUUUAUAAACAAUAA
This is a messenger RNA of Procambarus clarkii (red swamp crayfish), 1564 nucleotides long. Its product is annotated as G-protein coupled receptor 52. Lineage: Eukaryota; Metazoa; Arthropoda; Malacostraca; Decapoda; Cambaridae. Gene Ontology annotation, molecular function: G protein-coupled receptor activity. The record is from RefSeq and is a predicted model, not a curated record. Gene Ontology annotation, biological process: G protein-coupled receptor signaling pathway. Gene Ontology annotation, cellular component: plasma membrane.